AUGUGUAAAGUGUUAACUAAGCCUCUAAAAGAACAGUGGCAAUGUGCUGAUGGAGAAUGUAUUAGUGUGGACGAUAUAUGUGAUGGCCGUCUUGACUGUUUGGAUGGCAGUGACGAAACACACGCCCUCUGCCGGAAAAUGAGAUGUCCAGAACACCUGUUUCGAUGUACAUACGGCGCUUGUGUGUCGAGUAAAGCGCCUUGUGAUGAUAAAGUGGACUGCGCCGACGCCUCGGACGAACUCAGUCCCAUUUGUAGAAUUAAAAGUGAUGAAAUAAACGGCCAAUAUAUAUGUACUAAUGGGCAAUUAAUACCAGUUGAGAAGCGUUGUGAUGGUAUACCACAUUGUAAGGAUGGUUCGGACGAGACUGUCAGAUCGUGUGCCAACAUGACUUGUCAUCCGUAUCUAUUUCAAUGCGCUUACGGCGCCUGCGCAGAUCACGGUGCGGAUUGUAAUGGAAUAAUCGACUGCGCAGACGGAUCGGAUGAAGCUGUUGAACUAUGCAGCAACGAGACAAUAUCUACUUUGUUGACCACAACACCUGUUGUUGAAAUUAGUUCUAAAUGCAAACUUCCUGACUACCCUCAAUACGGUACAUAUACCGUAGUAGGCUUUCCCACCGCUGUUCCUGGUCAGAUAUUGGAAAAGCCGAUUAUAGAAAUGUCAUGUAACACAGGGUAUGCUUUAGAUUCUCCUAACAGUAUGUAUUGUGUUGAUGGAACCUGGUCUUCAGCACCACCAAGAUGUGUCCGUAAGUAUACCACCAGCUUACUACGCAUCCCCACUACCUAA
This is a messenger RNA of Papilio polytes (common Mormon), 792 nucleotides long. RefSeq names its product very low-density lipoprotein receptor-like. Gene Ontology annotation, molecular function: protein binding. The coding region runs from base 1 to 792 and encodes 263 amino acids. Lineage: Eukaryota; Metazoa; Arthropoda; Insecta; Lepidoptera; Papilionidae. Gene Ontology annotation, cellular component: plasma membrane. The transcript has 6 exons. The record is from RefSeq and is a predicted model, not a curated record.